Molecule: messenger RNA, 1260 nt
Organism: Cuscuta epithymum
Lineage: Eukaryota; Viridiplantae; Streptophyta; Magnoliopsida; Solanales; Convolvulaceae
Source: the annotation of a GenBank genome assembly
CAGGUCAAAGCAGAGCACCAGCACCCGACAGGAUUAUUAUAGCCACUUACCAUUCCAGAAUGGAAGUGGGAGCAUGUUACUAUGGACUUCGUGGUAGGUCUGCCACGGACGGUUAGGAACUACGACGCGGUAUGGGUGGUAGUUGAUAGGCUGACCAAGAGUGCUCAUUUCCUACCUAUCAACACUAUUUAUACGCUUGAGCGACUGGCCAAGUUGUAUACAUAUGAGAUCGUGAGACUGCAUGGGGUUCCGGUUACUAUAGUGUCGGAUAGAGACCCACGGUUCACAUCACGGUUUUGGCCUAAGUUCCAGGAAUCCAUGGGAACAAAGUUGAGGUUUAGCACGGCAUUCCAUCCUCAAACGGAUGGGCAAUCUGAACGGGUGAUUCAGAUUUUGGAGGACAUGUUGAGGGCAUGUGCCUUAGAAUUCCAAGGAAGUUGGGACAACCAGUUGGCUUUGGUAGAAUUCGCCUAUAACAACAGCUAUCAGGCAAGUAUAGGCAUGCCUCCAUACGAGGCAUUUUAUGGGAGGAAAUGUCGGACACCUUUAUGUUGGGAUGAGGUUGGCGAGGCCAAGCUUGAGGGAACUGAGCUAGUUGAGAUCACCAAGGAGAAGGUGAAAGUUAUUCAGGAUAGGCUCAAGGCUGCCCAAGAUCGACAGAAGAGCUACGCUGAUAAACGUCGGAGGGCGUUGGAGUUCGAGGUCGGCGAUGAGGUGUUCCUGAGAGUGUCACCUUGGAAAGGGAUUAUCAGGUUCCUCAGUCGGGGUAAGCUUAACCCACGUUACAUAGGCCCAUUCAAAAUCAUUGAAAGAAUCGGGGUCGUAGCGUACCGACUUCAGUUAACUCCAGAGUUGGAAAAGAUUAAUAAUGUGUUUCAUGUUUCGAUGCUCAAGAAGUAUGUACGGGACCCGUCACAUAUUCUUGAGAAACCACCGGUAGAAAUCCGGGAAGACCUUCACUAUGCGGUGCAGCCGGUCAAGAUCAUGGACCGACAGGUAAAGAAGCUAAGGAGUAAAGAGGUACCGAUGGUGAAGGUACUUUGGAAGAGUGAUCGUGUCGAGGAGCAAACUUGGGAAGUGGAGACCCUGAUGAGGGAACAGUAUCCAUUUCUGUUUGACUAGACACGUGGAUUUCGGGGACGAAAUCCCAAGUAUGGGGGGUAGAACUUGUAACACCGCCCCCAAGUAUUUGUACUUUAUCAAAUUAUGUAUCAAACCCCGAGGAAUGAACAAACGCAUUUUUAGAGGAAUGAACAAACG